GCCGCGGACCCCAAGCCGGCGGAGAUCACGGAUGUGCCCCCGGUGGAUCGCGGGGCCGCGGAGCCGCCAGAAGAGGCUCCCAGGAGCAGUAAUGAAAAGACUGAUGGUAAGAAUGAUGUUGAAGAAUCCAGUAAAUCUUCCUCUGCUGUUUCACAGAGAAGAAAGCGAAUAUCAAGUACUCCUACUCUGGUUAAGCCUAGUGUCAGUGUUCCUUCAGAGCCUCAUCCCUUAUCUGCAGUUAAUCAAGAAGAUCCACAGCCACACCCAAUACCAACAAAAGAGAAACAGCCAUGCUCCGACAGAUACCGAAUAUAUAAAGCCCAGAAACUGAGAGAAAUGUUAAAAGAAGAAUUAAGAAAAGAGAAGAAACAAUGGAAAAACAAAUAUGCCAUAAAUGAAAGUCAGAGACCACCAGAUCGUUCAAAAAUGACUAUGAGAGACUUCAUAUAUUACUUGCCAGAUAGCAAUCCAAUGACUUCCUCACUGGAGCAAGAAAAGAAAACUGAAAAGUCAUUGACACCAGUUCAGACAAGAGAGCAAGAAGAUAAGAGUACACCUGAUGUUGAAGAUAAUGAAGAACUGGAAGAAGAGAUGGAUGAUGGCCCAUUGCUGGUUCCCCGAGUAAAAGUGGCAGAAGAUGGUUCUAUAAUUUUGGAUGAAGAAAGUUUAACUGUAGAAGUUUUAAGGACCAAAGGCCCCUGUGUUGUUGAGGAAAAUGACCCCAUAUUUGAGCGUGGCUCUACAACUACAUAUUCCAGCUUUAGGAAAAACUAUUAUUCUAAACCAUGGUCAAAUAAAGAAACAGAUAUGUUUUUUUUAGCCAUCAGCAUGGUAGGAACUGACUUUUCUAUGAUUGGACAACUUUUUCCUCACAGAGGAAGGAUAGAAAUUAAGAAUAAAUUUAAACGUGAAGAGAAAACAAAUGGAUGGAGAAUAGACAAAGCAUUCCAGGAAAAGCGCCCUUUUGACUUCGAUUUUUUUGCUCAUUUGCUUCAGAAAGUUCUUGCUGACGAAGAGAAAAGAAAACAAAAAUCCCUUAAAAAUCAAAGUUUAAGGGAGAAGAAAUCCUCUAAACCACGGAAAAAUGUAAAAGUGAAAAAAGUUGCCAGUGAAGGAGUGACUGAUAACCCAGAUGAGUCUGUGAGUGCUACAAUUUCAGACACAGAAGAGUCUCAAAAGGAUGCUCAGACAGUUCAGGAAGAACUGCAGUCUCUGACUUUAUCAGGACAGGAUUCAGAACAGAUUGCAUUAGAACCAGACCUAAAUCUAGAGAAAAGAAGUAAAAAUCAAGAUGAAGUUGGUAAACAAGAAGUAAAAAAUCUUUCAGGAAAUGCCACUGUUCAGCCAGGACCUUCUAAAGGAGAAAAACAGAAAAAUAAAUGUCCAUUUUUAAGGCCUGAGAGAAAUGAAGAUGAAGGUAAUAAGGAACAGAAGCUUUCCUGUGUACAGACCUUCAAUGAAGUUGAGGAUUUAUCCUCCAGGGACAAAGUUGUGAAUAAAACCGACCCACUUCUUUCAUUAAGUAGUCAACAAGAUGCUACAUCAGUAACAACUGGGGCUUCAGAAUCAAUCACUUCAGAUUUGCAUUCAUUAGAAGUUGGAAUUAGAGUCUUAUGUGAGGUGAAUAAUGCUGAGAGUAGUUGUACAGAAGAAAGAAAUGUUGAACUAAAAAAUACAUCACUGGAAUCUGAUCAAGCAGAAAAUGUUAAACCUAUGGUAAGAGGACGAUUCCAGAGACCUAAACCCAAUUUAUCAAGGGCUGUUGGGAAGAAACCAAUUCUUUCACAAGGUAAAACAGAUGCCAAGAGCAAGAAUUUAAAUCCAGAAGCUUCAGUUGAAAAGACUCACGUGGAAAAGGAUAAAAUGAAUUCAUUUGACAUUUCUGGACUGGAGAAUACAGUGAGAGAGAACUCAGAAGCUGAUACUGUAUCUAAUUUGAGUGAAAAAAUGAAUCUGCAGGAAGAUAAUCAACCAAAGGCUUUCAGACCUGCACGACUGAGGGCCCGAUUACAAAGGCCAAAGCCAAAUGUAGUUAAAGCUGCUGGAAGAAAAGAAAUCCUUGCAUCACAAGAAGAAAUUGGGGCCAAUGUAGAAAAGAAUGAAAAUGAAUCCUGUGUUGAUAUAAAUACUCCUCAACAAACAGAAGAUCAGUUACGUGACAUCACCUCACAAUCUGAAAAAAAAGAUACUUCUUUUCAAAAUGUGCAACCAGAUGAGCCCAAGUCUCUUAAUGAAUGUCCAAGUAUUCAAGAGGAUAAUGAAGCAAAUAUACUCAAACAAGUUCCAGUUCUAAGGAAUCGAUUUCAGAAACCAAAGCCAAAUACAGGAAGAAGAACUGGAAGAAGAGACAUUUCCUCAAAGGAAGAGGUGCCAGAGGAGAUUGUUGUUUCUGGGAAAAAGACAGCAGCAAGACUAGAAACCUCGCCAAAAGAGAAGGUACCAGUGGAGGCUAGCACUACAAAGGAAACUGAGUCAAAGUUAAAAGAAACUGAGAGAAGAGACAUCUCUCUCAGGGAGAAGAAACCAGAAAUGAUUGACUUCACUGUGGAAACGGAGACAGAUUUGAAAGAAACUGGAAGAGAGAUUUCUCCAAGGGAGAAGAUUCUGGAGGUGACUGGUGCCAUUGAGGAAAGAGAUCCCGAUUUAGAAGAAACAGAGGAGAGAGAAAUAUCCACACAGGAAGCGGAGGCAGGUUUGAAAGAACAUGGAAGGGAGAUUUCUCCAAGGGAAGAGAUACCGGAGGUGACUAUGACUAAUACCACUGCAGAAAGAGAGACGGACUUGGAAGAAACCAGGAGAAGAGAAAUACCCACACAGGAAAAGGGCCCAGAGGUCUACACUGUAGGGGAAGAGGAGGCAGGUAUGAAAGAACCUGGAAGGGAGAUUUCUCCAAGGGAAGAGAUACCAGAGGUAACUAUAACUAAUGUCACUGAGGAAAGAGAGAUGGAUUUAGAAGAAACUGAGAGAAGAGAAAUGUCCACACAGGAAAAGGCCCCAGAGGUCUACACUGUAGGGGAAGUGGGGACAGAUUUGAAUGAAACUGGAAUGGUGAUUUCUCCAAGGGAGGAGAUACCAGAGGUAACUAUGACUAAUGCCAAUGAGGAAAGAGAGUCGGAUUUGGAAGAAACAGAGAAAAGAGAAAUAUCCACACAGGAAAAGGCCCCAGAAGUCAACACUGUAGGGGAAGCAGAGGCAGGUUUGAAAGGACCUGGAAGGAAGAUUUCUCUAAGAAAAGAGAUACCGGAGGUGACUAUGACUAAUACUGCUGCGGAAAGAGAGACAGAUUUGCAAGAAACCAGAAGAAGAGAAAUACCUACACAGGAAAAGGCCCAAAAGGACAGAAUUAUAGAAGUGGAGGCAGAUUUGAAAGAAAUUGGAAAAGAAACUUUCUCAAAGGAAAAGGUAUUAGUGGGGAUCAGUGCCAUAGGGAAAAGGGAGAUUAACUUGAAAGAAACUGGAAAAAGAGACAUUUCUCUGAUGGAAAAGAUGGCUGUCUUUAAGGUAACAGAGGCAGAUUUGAAAGAAACUGGAAGACAAAUUUCCUUGAGGAAAAUUGUAUCAGAAGAGAUCAGUGCUACAGAAGAAAUGGUGUCAGGUUUGGAUAAAACUGAAAAAAUGGGUAUUUCUCUAAGGGAAAACGAACCAGAGGAGACUGGGACCUCACUACAAACUGAGACAGAUUUAAUGCAGAGCAGAAGUGCUGAUUGCAGUGCUGUGCCUUCACUAAAUAUCAAAAACAUUAGCAAUGAAGUCCUAUCUGUGGUGCAUACACCUGUAGAGGAAAAGGGAAAUUCUGAAAAGGAAGUGUCCAGCCAGUUGAGUCAUUGGAAGACUUCUUUGAAGACUUCUGAACUUGCUAAAACAGAAGACCAGGGGACACCAUGUGCAGAUGUUCCAGAGCAAUUUUCAGAUACUAAUUCAAGCAAAUCUCUUCCUCAAGAACAGAAGCCAUUUAAACCAGCACCUUUUAUGAGAAGUCGAUUCAAAAGACCAAAACCAAACUUAUCAAGAGCAGCUUUAAAAAGAGAGACUAUGGAAGCAGGAAAACAUAUACCUGGGAAGAAUUUGGAAGUGGAUAAAAUAGAGACUAUUAUGAUACAACAGGAUGGUGAACAAAUGAACAUUCUCCCUUCUCAAUAUGAUGCGUCUUCCCUGAUGACAUCAAGAGAAAAAGACAAAUCAGAUCUCAGGCAAGAGGAGGCUGGGAUGUUACCAUGUGAACUGACAGAAAAGAACCUUUCACCUUCAAGUUUUUGUGAAUCUGAAGAGGCCUCUGAGUCUACACAAGCCCAGGAAAAGGAAUUAUCUAUUUCUAUGGGGACUCAUAAUAACAUAAACACUUUUCAACAAGAAAUAAAAGAAAGUAUUAUCCAUCCUACUCGACCAGUUAGGGGCCGCCUUCAGAGACCUAGACCAAACAUAAAAAAGGCUGGACAGAGGCAAAUGGUAGAAAAAGGUGAAGCCAAAGGCAUAGUUGAAGAAGAAAGGACAAAAUUACAAAAAGAUGAAACUAAAAAGAAAUUGCUGAGUGUGCCAAAUUAUCAAAUUGGAACUGAAAUUGAAGUUAUAUCCUCCAAAGUUUCUGAAGGAAGAAUGUAUGAAAAUCAGAGUCACGUGGCUCUUCUAGAAAACCUUCAUGUUAACAAAGUUGAUGUUUUAGAUAAAAAGAUGAGCCCAGGACAAUUGAUAAGAAGGCAGUUCCAAAACCCUGAGCCAAAUUUGGGAAGAGCACAUGAUAAGAAAGAGGAAAGAGUUAUAGAAAAAGACAGAGCAGAUCUGGGUGAGGCCUGGAAGCCAGAAGAUAAUUUGCUGCAGCAAGGAGAUUCUGACACCCAGCUCCUUCAGAAAGAAAAAGUUGAGCUUCUGACAUCUCUGGAGGUUUCAGCAAGAAAAGAUUGUGUAGGUUCCAAAGAGGCUGGUUUGACCAAGAAAGAUCUUCAGUCAGAAGUUGAACCAUCAGGAAGUGUUGGACAGAAAACUGUAGGGGAUAAUUCUGUGUCUUCAGUUGUUGAAGAGCAGCAUCUCAGUAAAUUAGCAAGCCAUUCACAACUGUUAAAAGAAUCAAAUUACUCUAAAAUUGCUCUCAAUCAAAGAACAGCUAUCUCUUCUGCCUCUGGAUAUGAGGUGGAUCAUACUGAAAGGAGAAUGCAUCGAAAGAUCAAACCAACUGUGAACAAAGGGCGUGGAUCAAAACGAAUUCGGAGUAAGACUUCUAAGAAGGAACCUAGAGCUCCCAAGGCCAUGCUGGUGACUCUUCGGGCUUCCCAGGAAGAGGAUGAAGAUGAUGCUGAAGAUUUUGAAUCUGCCUAUGAAGAAGAAAGCUAUCAUCUUGCUCCAGAAGAAAUAAACAAAGCUCCAGUGUUUGUACCUGUUGGUCUCAGAUCUCCUGAACCUGUUUCUACUCAUAUUGAGGAAACGAUGGAAGAGCUUGAAAUAACCGUGAAUGUCCCAGAUAUUGGAUUCAUAACUGUUGAUGAACAUCAGCUCUCAAACACAGAUGUGACCACUCAGGAAAUGAAACAAGAAGAAAACUUGAAUGUAUUAUCAGUUGAAAUGACCACAGGUGAACAUACCCAAGAUGAAACAGAAACCAACGAUGGAAGCACUGAAGCUGCCAUUACUUUACUUACAAUGGGAGAUCUGGUGUUGCAAUCAGGGAUCAGUACAGAACAGAGUGAUGGAAUAUGUGUACUUCCUAGUGUUCAUUCAAAGGAUAAAAGCCAUAUUCCUUUUAACCCAGAGAAUGUCAGUGACAAAAUUGUUUAUGAAUGUCAGGAGCUUUCUUCACCUGUCCAAAGUAUACCUCUUUCAUCAUCAGAAGAAAACAAGAUUGAAUUGGAGGAACAAAGUACUAAAGAAGAAAUUGGUUUAAUGGAGAAAGUAAAGGAAAACGCUAGAUCAACCAGGAAUACAACUUCAGAGGUGACCAGUAAUCUCAGAAUGAGGAGGAGAUUUGCCAAGCCUAAGCCAAAUCUUAGGAAGAUUUUAGGGACCAACAGAUUUGGUGCUCAUCAGGAAGUUCCCAGUUUGCUUGUAACCAAAGGAGAAGUGGAAAUUCAAAGAGAAACGGAGAAAAAUGCUCCUAAAGCAACGGGAUUAGAAGAUAAAAACCUUGAAUCAGAAACAAUAGCAGAGAAUAAGGAGCAGAGCAAAUUGGCACAUGACCAUGGCAUUGAAGAGACCAGUAUUUUGCAGGAAGCAAGCCUAAAGGAAAGAAAGGAAGAUCAAGCACAGGGAUCUCAAGAAGUUCAGAUAUUGUCAUUUGCUCCAGUUGUUUCCUCUGAGACAAGCUCCCACACACUUGGUGUGGGUAGGGGUCUUAGUGAGAGUUCUGUUGGAGAGCCCCUGGGAAAGGACUCGAAUGGAGACAAUGUGCUUACACCUCAUGUCCCAGAGUGUAUACCAACUAGUACUCCAGAAGUCCAACAAGAGAAUGUAAGCAAUCCUCAGGAUUUAGCAGUCAAUCUAGUUGGUGACGUACAUCAUGAUGCUGAGGAAGAGCAAGCAUUCAUUUUAACUCUGGUGGAAAUUCCAACCGAUGCAGUACAAGAAUUUACUGAAAACUCUACACAGUUAAUGCCAAACCCUUUACUGCCAGCGCCCAUAUUGGUCAAAUCAGUGACUACAGAAGAAAAGGGGGACAUGAGUAUGAAUUUUCCAGUAACUUCAGUUGGUCAAGAUGCCAUGUGUUUAUCUAAUUCUGGAAGUGAUGCUUCUGAAAAGCCUCCUGCUAAUUUGGAUCUUAUGUCUAGGAAGAGAUUUCAUUGUAGGUCUGAUGAAAGUGACCAUGUUCCUCCUGCCAAAAAACAUUCACUCACUUUGAGAGAUGAUUGUCAAGAAUAUAUCUCUGAGGUGUGUUCAAAGGAAUUAAUAAAUGUUUUUGAGGAAACAGGGAAGUCUUACGAGGGACAGAAUAUCUUCCCUACUUCAGAAAGCACACAUACAACACCAGAACCUCAGAAAGAGCAACUUGAAGCAACUUUUCAGAGUAUGGGAUCUAGACCUCUUGAUAAAAUAAUAGAUACACAUAUAGAAAAGAAUACACCUCAGUUACCUCAGAAUAAGGUGAUUGUGUCUGAUAAGGAAGAAGGAACUUGUGCAGCUUCUAAGUCUGAACAAGUGGAUAGCAUCACAUCAUCUUCAAAAACCCCACUAUCCAGACCUGGCAGAAGACCCCUGGGAUUUUUGUCUUUAAUAUGUUCAAAGAAUAGUUUGGAGUCUGAUGAACCUACUCAGGUUCAUAGAAAGAAACGCCUAAAACCCCUUAUACCUAUAUCAAGACAGAAUUUGAAAAGAUCCAAUCCACUUAGUGAAAGCCAGAAAAAAGUUCAAGAGUCCUCUAAUAUGCUUCCAUCUCCAAGUGUUGUUAAUACUCAAUCUGAGAAUAUUGGCAGUUCAGCAACUCAGGUUUCUUGUGAUCGUUCCUUACCAAAAGAAGAAUGUAAAAGUGUCCAAAACCAGGCACUUGAAGAAGAGCCAACCACAGUCUCUGAAUAUUUCUUUAGUGAUAUUUUUAUUGAAGUGGAUAAAACAGAAUGAAAGUUGUUUUUUUUUAAGUCUGGGAUUUCCAGACUUAAAAAAGCAUCAUGUUUGUUUUUCUGUAUGCUGAUUUUGAGUAUUUAAUGAGCUUGAUUUGAAGUUUUCAUAAUCAGUGGGAAACAUUGCUAAGGUUCCUUCUAUUCUGACUGAUUCAGCAUUUUGGAAUUACCAAGCAAUUAAGACUGCUUUUUCAGACAGAAAUAGUACCUCUUGUUUACAUUUUGACUCUUCAUGUACUGAAAACACAUGGACAUUUUGGAAUGUUGUUCACCGAUAAACAUCUGUAUAAAUCCCAGUGCUGAUGUACUUGGAGGUGGGUUAUAAUUAACACUUAGCAAACUACUUUUGUGAAGGUUCUUUCUGUUUGGAUUUUUCUUUGGGUGAUUAGGCCUUUUCAGUUGCCUCUAAGUAUAUGACAGUCAAUUGUUAAAAACUUUUCUAUUAUCAGCUAUUUGACUGACUGAAAAAUAUGUAUUUUUCUAAUUCAUGUUAACAUUAGUCCUAAUUGAAGAACUAGUAUUUAAACUUAUUAUUUAUAAAGAUGAAACAUCAAAAGCUUAUUUAUUUUUAAAAAUUUUAUUUAAAAGGAUAUUCAGUUUUAAUUAUUUUCACUCUUCAGAAUAUGGGUAAAGAAGGCAUUAACAAUUUGUCUCCUUUCCUUCUUUAAUUUUAAAGAUAUUUAAAGUGAUAUAACAAAGUAUUUGGAUAGUGUAUAUGUUUUGAAUACAUUUUUUUCUCAUAGUUUUAGUAUAUUGACUUUGUACUGUGAAUGUUUUGUUUUUCUUAUUUCUUGGAUAAUCUCAGGAUUUGUAUGGAAAAGAAAAUACCUUACCGUCAUUUAUGAGGCAAAUUUCCAUACAAAAGUCAAUCUCCUUUACACACACACACACACACACACACACAUUCCUUUUUAAAGAAAAAUAAUUUAAUAGUUUUCCCCCCAUUAAAUUCUGCUUAAGGAAUAUUUAGGCCUUUAAGUACAGAACAUAAUUGUGAUAUUAAAAACAGAAAAUAAGACUAUUAAGUCAGGGAUUAUCAAUAUGAACUUGAGUUUUCAAUUUUGUGAUUUACAUAUGUAAUUCUAUUAUUCACCCAAGUAAAUCUUCAGUGUAGUUCAAUUAAGCUUCUCAAAAUGCAGAUUUACCCUGAGUUGAUAAAAAAUUAGUCAGGAGUCAGAAACAUGUUUUCACAAAAUAGUUUUGAGUUUAUUUGGGCCAGAUGGCCUCUGUGGCAACUACUCAAUUCUGCCAUUUCAGUUGAAAAUAGCCACAGACAAUACGUAAAUGAUGGACAUAGCUGGAUUGCGAUUUUAGUUUGACCCUCUGUGUGAGACAGUAAUUUUCUUACCUUAAGGUGCUGAUGUCUUUAGCUAUGAGAUAUUUUUGUCAUUGAAGUUAUAAGUUGUGCCUAACUAAAGUAUUGAUUGCGUUAUGGGAUGAUCAGUAUUUCAUGGGAAGAUAUUUUAAUGUCUAGAUAAUUGUGUUUGUAUAUUGAAAAAAACGGAGGACAGUUUUCAAGUUCAUUAGUAAAAUAGGAUAUGGCUCAGGAGGAAGUACAACAGUAAUCCUAAUUAAUUAAAACAAUUGAUAUUAGAGCAUUUCUUCAUUUUAUUAUAGUGAAACUUAUAGUUUAACUUUUUUUCAUAAAGGAGGAUCUAUAAAUAUGAGUGGGAAUUCUCUGUAGGUAUGCAUUUAUUUAUUUCAUGUGAUCACAAGAAUCAUGGUAAUAAAUCACAUUGCUAUUUUAAUGCCUUGUUUUUAUAAAUUUUUUAAAAUCUCAUUCUGAAAGAUUUUUAUCAUUUGAUUAAUAUUAAUUUGGGUGUUAGGUUGCCACAAUCAAACUAUUAUUUUAUCUCUUAUAUAACAUUUAUGUUUUAACUUUGUUAAUGUCUGUAUCUUGUUCAUCUGCAGUGAAUUAAUUUUAUGAAAGAUUUAACUUCUUACUGUAUAAAGAUUAAUUUUAUCUUUUGGGCAUUUAUUAUAAUAGAGAAUCAAGUCACCCAGCUAAAUUACCCUGCUAUUAUAUCCUUAAAACUAAUCUUGGAGAAAGAGAAUCUUAAUCAGUGUAUUUAUUUACCUUUUAAGGUGGAAAGACGUGUUCAUACCUGUAUUUAAUCUAAUUCAUGUAAAGAUGAUGUUGGGAAGAAUUUGUAUUUUAUGAAUCUUAAAAGAGUUAUGAUUAUAACGGUCUUUAUUUUUUCUUGAUUUUUUUCCUCCUGAACACUUACAUCUUAGCAAAUGGUGAACAUGAUGGAUUAAAAAACUAAUUUGUUGGUAAAUGAUUGAGGCACAAAUAAAAAUAUAUCUACUGUUUACCACUAUAUUAGUUGAAAUAGAAGUGACCAUGUAUACAUACUAUCUUGCUUGAAGAAGUCUUUGACAAAAAAGCAAUAUCUGUCAUUUGUAAAUUUUCUUGUUUUAAAGAAAGCAAUUAUGUUCUACAGAUAUAAAUUAUGUAAAUAAAAGUUAUUUUAUAUUAUU
Messenger RNA from Myotis davidii, 10019 nucleotides. RefSeq names its product B double prime 1, subunit of RNA polymerase III transcription initiation factor IIIB (gene BDP1). The annotation marks the transcript as partial. Gene Ontology annotation, biological process: RNA polymerase III preinitiation complex assembly. Lineage: Eukaryota; Metazoa; Chordata; Mammalia; Chiroptera; Vespertilionidae. The record is from RefSeq and is a predicted model, not a curated record. Gene Ontology annotation, cellular component: transcription factor TFIIIB complex. Gene Ontology annotation, molecular function: TFIIIC-class transcription factor complex binding. The transcript has 39 exons.